Vespula vulgaris is the source of this 1684-nucleotide messenger RNA. RefSeq names its product inhibitor of growth protein 5 (gene Ing5). The coding region runs from base 193 to 963 and encodes 256 amino acids. The record is from RefSeq and is a predicted model, not a curated record. Gene Ontology annotation, biological process: regulation of DNA-templated transcription. Lineage: Eukaryota; Metazoa; Arthropoda; Insecta; Hymenoptera; Vespidae. The transcript has 4 exons. Gene Ontology annotation, cellular component: nucleus.
UCCGAUGAUUGGCUCCCACGACAAUAAUAAUGUCCAUCGCUUUCUAUCAUUAACGACCAUCGAUCGUUUACUUAUGUGAAAAUUUCAUUUGUUUUUUUGACAAUAAUGCAAGAAAAUAUUUCGUGCCAGUUUUUAUAUUGACGUUUCAAUAAGAAGAAAUCAUUGUAUUGUAAAUUACCUGAAAAAAAAAACAUGACUACGGCGCUUUAUCUAGAGCAUUAUUUAGACAGUUUAGAACAUUUACCAAUUGAAUUACAAAGAAAUUUUACAUUAAUGCGAGAUUUGGAUGCAAGAGCUCAAGGACUUAUGAAGGAGAUAGAUAAACUGGCAGAUGAUUAUUUAAAGAAUAUAAAGAAGGAAUCAACUGAAAAAAAGAAAGAACAGUUAUCUCAUAUUCAGAGUUUAUUUAAUAAAGCUAAAGAAUAUGGUGACGAUAAGGUUCAGUUAGCAAUUCAAACGUAUGAACUUGUAGAUAAGCAUAUUCGAAGAUUAGAUUCUGAUCUUGCAAGGUUUGAAGCAGAGAUACAGGAUAAAGCUUUAAAUAAUAGCAGAGCCCAAGAAGAGAGUACUUCUACUAAAAAAGGAAGGAAAAAAUUAAAGGAGAAAGAAAAACGAAAGAAGGGCACAGCAGGAGCUAGUAGCGAAGAUGAAUCUAAAAGUGCUAGGAAAAAACAAAAGAAAGGUGGUUCAGUUGCUUCAGCUUCUUCAGCUGGAGCUGUUGGAAGUGGUGCUCAGGUAGAUUCCACCACGCUGGGUCAUCCUGCGGAUGUUUUGGAUAUGCCAGUAGAUCCCAAUGAACCAACUUAUUGUUUGUGUCAUCAAGUAUCAUACGGAGAAAUGAUAGGUUGUGAUAAUCCAGAUUGUCCUAUCGAAUGGUUCCAUUUUGCCUGUGUUGGUUUGACCACUAAGCCAAAAGGGAAGUGGUAUUGUCCUAAAUGUACACAAGAUAGGAAAAAAAAAUGAAUGCCAAAGGACAAACAGUUGCAUUAAGCAAUUUUAAAAAAAGAAAGAACUUCUUCAUAUGCCAGUUCUAAAAUUAGUGAAUAACACCAUGAUUGAACAUAAAUUAAAAUUUAUUUGUAAAAAAAAAUAUACAAAGCCCUGUAUUUUUAUUGCAUUCAAAAUUGAUGAGUGAUCCUGCGAUAGAAAACUAUUUUUUUGUUUUCAGAUAAACGCAGGGUUUAAAUGAUUUGAGAAAAUCCCAAACAACUCAUUAAUUUUUAUUGUAAUGAAAGCAUGGAGCUUGGAUGCAGCAUAUCGCAGAAGAUGAAAAUUUGAGAUUCGGCCAUAAUUUUAAUUUUUGUUUUAUAAUUUAUAAUUUUUUAAAGUAAUUAUUUAUUCAUAAUUUAGAAUAUGAUAAAAGUAUAUCUCUUAUACAUAAGACCUUUGUCUUUGGCCGCUUUUUGAACAUCUGUGAUUUGCUUAUAACGAAAAUGUUUUCCUAUGAUAUGGUAUUGAAAGCUAUAUUCUCGGUAAAUACAGUUUUUAUAUUUUGUAAAUGUACAUGAAAUUAAUCUGAAUAAGUUUCAUGCUGUUGAAGUAAACUAAAAAUUAGAUCUAUGUAAUUAAACAAAAAGAAAAGAAUAUAUAUAUACAUGUAUAUUUGAUUUGCAGAAACAAGGAUUGUGAGUCAUUAAUCCUCUAUUAUAAUACGAGGGUUUUAUGAAAUAUAUUUACAAUCUUA